GGCUUCUCUCUGAUUGGCCCGCCAUUCAGUGCUUCUCUUCCUUGUCCACGAGACCACCGAGAGCUGUCGGCUUUUAUGCUGAAGCUGCUGUUCGUGCCUUAACAUCGCUGCAGUCGCCGCAUGAUGACAACGCUGUCGCAGACAAAGGAGCUCUUCAGGAGAGCUGAAGCUGUCUGCUUUGAUGUGGACAGCACAGUAAUCAAGGAAGAAGGCAUCGAUGAACUCGCCAAAUUCUGUGGUGUGGGGGAUGCAGUCACUGAAAUGACACGCAAAGCCAUGGGCGGCUCAAUGACCUUCAAAAAGGCCCUGACUGAGCGUCUUUCCAUCAUCCGAUGUUCCAGAGAACAAGUCAAUAAGCUGAUAACAGACCAUCCACCUCAGCUGACUCCAGGUGUCAGGGAGCUCGUGGACCGUCUGCAUGAGCUCAACAUAAAGGUGUUCCUCAUUUCAGGUGGCUUCCGCUGCAUUGUUGAACAUGUGGCCACUCAGCUAAACAUCCCUCUGAAUCACGUUUACGCCAACCGGCUCAAAUUCUACUUCAACGGAGAGUACGCUGGUUUUGAUGAGAGUCAGCCCACAGCUGAGAGUGGAGGAAAGGGGAAGGUCAUCAGCAUGCUGAAGGAACAGUACGGCUAUGAGACUGUGGUGAUGAUCGGAGACGGUGCCACUGAUCUUGAGGCCUGCCCUCCAGCUAGCGCUUUCAUUGGAUUUGGCGGGAAUGUCAUCAGGCCACAGGUCAAAGAGAGGUGUUCGUGGUAUGUGACAAGUUUUGGGGAGCUACUGAAAGAACUGGAGAAGAUUUAAAGGUGCUGAAAGAUUAGUUUAUGAUUUUUAACACAUUAUACUUGCACCUAAGGGUGUGCCACUGGUAGAUUUUUACCAAGUGGACAUUUUUCCUUAGACCUCGAUAGAUUUUUAUAUUAAAUCAAAUGUUUAUACUAGUGGGAGCAAUUGUAACUUUAAUAGCUAUGUUGCCCUUUUUUAUACUAGAAGGUACUAAAACACUACGUGGAAGAAAAUCUUAAAAAGAUUAUUUUAGUGUUUUUGCACUGUUUACAUGAAAGCUUUUAGGUGGACUAAAACGACUCCUAUGUAUUAUGGCACGUGCAAUGAGAAGUGAAAGUAUUUUUAAUCGGGUUUCUGUUCUGUAAGAGCUGUAAGCAGAUCUGUCAGUGACAGUGUAGUGACUCAAGUCAGAAAAACAGCAUUAAAAGAUGAGUGUCCA
This is a messenger RNA of Oreochromis aureus, 1225 nucleotides long. RefSeq names its product phosphoserine phosphatase (gene psph). Gene Ontology annotation, molecular function: magnesium ion binding; L-phosphoserine phosphatase activity. Gene Ontology annotation, cellular component: cytoplasm. The coding region runs from base 121 to 804 and encodes 227 amino acids. Gene Ontology annotation, biological process: dephosphorylation; L-serine biosynthetic process. The record is from RefSeq and is a predicted model, not a curated record. Lineage: Eukaryota; Metazoa; Chordata; Actinopteri; Cichliformes; Cichlidae. The transcript is spliced from 6 exons.